AUGGCUAGUCUAAGCUUGAGAGAGAAUGUUGCAAUCAUAUCCAACUACACCAGCAAAAGGGAUCCAACCACUUCUCUGCCGGAGCUUCGAUUUUUUGGUAGGGAGGAGGAACGAGCACAUAUAUUCAAACUAUUGACCAAUGAGGCCAGAAAUUCUGAUGCCACACCGGGAAUAGUCCCUAUAGUUGGGAUGGGCGGUAUUGGAAAGACAGCUUUGGCUCAGCUGCUAUAUGAUGAUGUCAAAGUGACUAGAUGUUUCGACAAGAAAGCAUGGGUUUGUGUUUCCGAUAAUUUUGAUGUUUUCAACAUAACAAAGAAUAUUUUGCACUCGAUCACCAUGGAGUCCUUGAAGGAUGAAUAUCUUAACGAGCUUCAAAAUAAGUUGAGGGACAGUCUAUCUCAGAAGAAGUUUCUUGUGGUUUUAGAUGAUGUCUGGAAUGACAACUACGAAAGAUGGACUACCCUUUUAAGGCCAUUUAAAGGAGGGGCCAAGGGAAGCAAGAUCAUUAUCACGGCUCGCAACCUUCCUGCUUUUCUUGAAAAAGAAGCUUCACUAUGUGUUUUAAAGGAGUUGCCCCUCAAUGAUUGUGCAAGCUUAUUAGCCUUUCAUGCUUUUGAAGAAGCAAACUUUGAGAGCCACCCAGAAUUGGAAAAAAUAGGCAAGAAUAUAGCUGAAACAUGUAAAGGUUUACCUUUGAUAGCGAAGAUGUUGGGCGGUGCCCUACGUAAUAGAAGGGAACUCGUAUUUCCUAAGGGUUAUGAAAUUGAGAGGGAUGAGUUGGUGCUCUUAUGGAUAGUGGAGGGAUUUUUAGAUCAACAAAAAACAAACGAGAAUAACUUGAGAUUAGGAUGGAGUUACUUCAAUGAGUUAGUGUCUAGAUCAUUUCUUCAACAAUCAAGUGUUGAUGCAUCUAAGUUUUCAAUGCAUGAUCUUUUGAAUGAUCUAGCAAAGUCAAUUGAGGGUGGGACAUGCUUCACCUCUGGAGAGUUUCAACUAGCAACUAAUGAAGAUGAUCUUGAGAAAGUUCGUUAUGCAUCAUUCAUCUCAUCACAAUACCAUGGUGAUUUGCAUUGGCAAAAUCUCUUGGGAGGAUCGCAUUCGGCCGUUGCUGAGAAUUUGGAUGUGGUUGAGGCGCUUAUUCAAGGUCUGGUCUUGUUCCACGGAGCAAUUCUAAUGGUUAGUCACGAUGAGCAUCUAAUAGCUAGAAGCUUGGAUGAGGUCUGGUGGUUUCACAAGGUUAGUCACGAUGAGCAUCUAAUAACUGGAAGUGCAGACGAGCUAUUGGUGGUUUCUUAA
Molecule: messenger RNA, 1296 nt
Organism: Eucalyptus grandis
Lineage: Eukaryota; Viridiplantae; Streptophyta; Magnoliopsida; Myrtales; Myrtaceae
Product: putative disease resistance protein RGA3
Exons: 6
Coding region: 1-1296 (431 amino acids)
Biological process (GO): defense response to other organism
Molecular function (GO): ADP binding
Source: RefSeq, a predicted model, not a curated record